GAUAAAUUCUAUUAUGAGGCCAAUGGGAACCCAAGAGAAGAGAAGGAGGAAGUAUGGUCAGGAUACCAAUCCUCUUUGCCAAUCUCAGAAAUUUGGAGGUCUGGAGCAGGAAACUAUGUAUAAGACAAGGAAUUUGGUGAACAUUCACUCCUCAUCUCCUGAUAUUUUGAGUAGCGCAAAGGUCCAAAACUCUAACAGGCUGUUUUUCCGAAGCUCUAUGCUUCAGCCUAAGACAGGAGGAAAUGCAAGCGGGAGGGUCUAUGAUACAAAGAGAAAAAGCAGUAUAGCUAAGUUGAACGAAACCUGGCAUCUGAGUGAUCGCAAGUUCUUGAGGACAAAUGUAAUCUUAUCAACAGAAUCGCUUCCACAGUCAAACUUAAAUUUAGAUAUGAAAUUCUUCCGGAAAUCCAACCCAAGAGUGGAGUUUCACCUCCCUGCAGACGGAGUUAUUACUCAGGAUGAUGAAAUUCCUGAUGAAAGGACCUCUAAUUCUGGCUUGAGGAAUCCAUUGACAGAUGAUACCUAUGAGUCAGCAAUUCUUGACCUCAGGAAUAACGAUAAGAUGAAUACGCAGGAGAUUCAUAGCAAAUACACUAAACGUUUCAAUGGACAUAAGUCUAGGUCUAAUAAGUAUCAUCACAAGAUCAGCCCAGAGAAGCGGAUGAAGAAGGAAGCAAAGCCGAUCCAUUCCAUAUUAAAAACAAGUCCAAAUUAUAGAAAAAGGGAUGAUUUUAGCUUCCAAAGAGCUUCUCUUAAGGAUGACAACCCAUUUUCUACUCUGAAAGCUAAUAAGAAUGGGGCUGAGACUUCAAGAUAUUAUGAUAAAGGAAAGAUUAAUCCUGAGAUACACCUCGAGAACACUGAUUACCGGAACAAAAGCUCCUCGAUUACAGGAGUCAUGAAAUCGUCUUAUGAAUUAUUGAAAGAAACUGAUGACAAGAAUCUGCAGAAUUUUACGAUAAGGAACCAAUUCGGUUUUAACCAGGAAAACAAACUGGAUAGAGGAAGAAACUCAAUGGAUCCAUUUAACAAGACCCAGGUUAUUCACUCCCAGGUUAUUGACUCUAAGAGGUUGUCGGCAGAGCCUUCCUAUCUAAUUAAAGGGAAAGCUCAUCCACUCGUAAAAUUUUCUCAGAUAGAUCUUAACCAAGAGCAGGCAUGAGAAGAAGUGAAGGAUAAAUCCUCAGCUCGAUGUAGUCAAGCAGAGCUUAGAGCGGAGCACCAGGAGGUUAAGACAUAUGAUAUCUGUGAAAACGAGAUCACCUCUGAUCCUGAUGAAAGGCCUAUUCAUCCUGCUAAUAAUAUAUCAGUGAAAAUCCAGAUUUGAACUCAGAAGCAUCAGGUGAAAAGGAAGGAGAGAAGGGAGAAAUUUCCUAAGAGCAUUAAGAAGGAGAAAAUAAACUUCAAGGAGGCAAAUAAAUCAAUGAGCAAGAUCUCACCCAGAAUUCAGAAAGAAAUUCACCCGGUUAUUAAGGAACAGGAUUCCAAAACUUUCUUAAAGAAGGGAUCUGGCCAUAAAUAUGAUCCAAAGGAGGCUAUAAAGGAGUCAAAUUCGAAGUUUUUGAAGAAGGCCAAGUCUCAAGCAUGUCUCUCUAGCAGCUCCAAAACUAUUGCCAUGUCUUUUAAAGAAAUUCCUGAUCUUGCUCAGAAGAACAAGGAAGAUAGCGGGAAUGCCUAUGAAAAUAAGAGUGAUAAGAGGAACACCAUCUUCCAGAAAAGUCUUAGUUUGUAUAAGGCUGGUAAGAACUAUCAGAAGAAGAGCCCCAAGAAGGAGAAUGGGAAGCUCAAGAAAUCCAAGUAUUCUGAAGGUACCAACUCUGCUACUGAUCUUCUUCAAAAGACAAAGAAUAUUCCGAAUCCUUAUAACCCAGAACCGGUUGAACUUAAAAAGAAUUGCUCUGCAUCCACACUCAAGUUGUCAAAGAGGCUCAGGGAGAUAAGGCUGAACCAGCAUUUGGAGGAAUCUGUGGUCGCUAAAACUGUUGCUUCCGAUAUAAAAAGUAAUGACGAGUCUUCUCAUGCUUCAGUCAAGAAGAAAAAACCAAAGUUUCCAUAUGCUCGAUAUAGGGAAAUCAAAAGAUCACUUGUGGGGUGAAAGGAUGAUUAUGGAGCAAAGAACACAUCCAAGAUUGAAAACUCGCUCAACUCUAGUCCGUGAGGCCGGAAAGGGGUUUAUAGGUCAUAUCUAGCCCAAAAUUCAUCAGAGAAAAAGUAUUAUGGUUAUGCUAAGAAAAUGUAAUUCCUUAAUAAGAAGAACACCUGGA
This is a messenger RNA of Moneuplotes crassus, 2264 nucleotides long. NCBI's taxonomy places the organism in Eukaryota, Ciliophora, Spirotrichea, Euplotida, Euplotidae. The record is from the annotation of a GenBank genome assembly.